Messenger RNA from Eimeria necatrix, 201 nucleotides. RefSeq lists its product as hypothetical. The annotation marks the transcript as partial. The record is from RefSeq and is a predicted model, not a curated record. The transcript is spliced from 3 exons. Lineage: Eukaryota; Apicomplexa; Conoidasida; Eucoccidiorida; Eimeriidae.
GACCAUUCCUUCACCGCGGCAUUUAUGGAGCGCCGAAGUGGAACGCACCACGUCGACAGGUCUUUGCAUGAAGCUGUCCUGACAGUGGCCUCAACAGCUGUCCGCACGAAGGAGCUGCUUGAAAAGCGCAAUGGGCUGCAGUCGUUGCACAAGGCUGUGAAUGACUGGUUCAAAACCAUGUCUCUCAUGGUUCUCGCAUAG